CUGCGCUGCGGGCCCCGCGCGGGCCUGGCCCCGGGAGCGCGCUGGGGUCGGUUGGAGGCCGGGCAUGGCCCGGAGCCGCCUGGCUCUGUUGCUGCCAGCACUGGUGCUCUCUGGUCUGGUGUCCCCUGCCCAAAUCUACCCGGACUACCAGUACUUUGGCCAGCUGGGUGAAGGUGACACCUGGGAGCAGCUGAGGCGAAAGGGUAAACCAGCAGGUGGUGGGAGUAAGGAUUUGGAAAGCUCCAAAGGCCUCCCUUGGCCAGCCCGCUACAAACAGACCCUCUUUGGCUGCGUUCAAAUCUCUGCUCAGCUCAGCACUGGCGAUGCCCCCAGGGACUGGCCACUUUUUUCUGAAAGUGCUGGUUUCUCAUCUCUGAGUUGUUUUUGUUUUGUUUUGUUUCAACUUUACUGAAAUUUUACUGCUAUGCCCCAACAGAGCAUUACCUUUUGUUCUCAGCAUCUUGCUCUGGUAAUAUACACUGGCAGUCCGUUGUCAGGAGAGGAGACAAUAAACAACCUAUAAAACCUAGCGUUAGGAGGGUGGAGACAGAGAAACUGCCCAGUCAGCUUGAGAAGCCAGCGAAGGUGUGGUGAAGACGGUAGUGAGCAAUACAACUGGAAUGACUAGCAGAGUUAAAAUUGCAAAGAUUGGGAGUCAGUGUCCCCGCGAGAGGGAACAGCAGGCACAAAGGCCCAGAGGCCUAAGGGAAGAAUGGAUAAAGGGAGGUGUCAUUUUGCAAAGACCUGCUGAGGAAGGGUGUGAGGCCCAGCCUUGUGAGUCCCCUACACGAGAAAGAGCUCUGAUAAGGGUUGGGGUUGCACUCUUGGCUCAGUUUGGUGGAGCACUAGCCCAGCAUGCGUGGACCCUCCCCCAGAGCUGUAUAGGUUACUGUAGCAUUGCACACCCAGCGUUUGGGAGGAGGAGGAGUCAGUCGCUCUGAAGUUCAAAGUCAUCUUUGGCUAGCAAAGAAGUUGGAAGCCAGCUUGGGAGAGAUGAGGCUCUGGGGUUUUGUUGUUAUUUUGUUUUUAAAAAACAAGAAAGGGGGAUACAAAGUGAAUAAAUUGUAAUAAAUUAAGCAAACAAACAAACAAAAAGGAGCCAUAUAGGCGUGGUGGCUCACGCCUCCCUCUGGGAGGUAGAGGCAGGAGGAUUGCUGUGUGAGUUGGAGGCCAGCCUGGUCUACAAAGUGAGUUCAGGACAGCCAAGGCUACACAGAGAAAUCCUGUCUUGGAAAAAGGAAGAAAAAAAAAAAAAAAGGAAAGAAGGAAAGGAAAGAAAGAAAGGAGCCCUGUGAAGGGGUAGGUCAGUGGCAGUAGAGCACUUGACCAGGUGUGUGAGGCCCUGAGUUAAGUCUCUUUACAUUUAAAGAAAAAAAUAAAAACAACAACAACAACAACAAAAAACAACUUGUAGCUGCUCCUAAGCAUACAAAUUACUUUGUUGCUACAAGUUAGCACAGCACCAGGGGCUUUAAGUACAUCCAUUAUGUCAAUUAUAUCAUUUAACUUCCCAUCUGUCAGCCCUGCUACUCAUGCGCCACUGGGCCUGCUAGGUAGGCCCAUGAUCAAGUCCCUGAGGACAAAGUCAACUUUGGAUGUCAGGUGUGCAAGACCAGGAGUCCACACUCCCAGCUGAGCCGGCUAGCAGAGGUUAGAGGGGUCAGCUUGCAGCUGUGGCGAACUGUGUCAGUUUGAAAGAGUGGCUUGCUCUCCCUAGGCCUCCUCACAGGCACAGUUCUCGCUACGCUAUUAUGCUCCUUAGCUUUGUCCCUCCCUGGACAAAUCCCUGGUUAAGGGGUUAAUUCCCCCACCUGGGUUUUCAUGUCCACCCUCCAUCUGCAGUAGUGGAAGACUCAUUUCUAGGCUCGUGGGGAAAGUGGCGUUGUUUUUGCCAUCUGGGUAAACAAGGACGCAGCCGUCAGGUGCUGCGCACAGCACCAGUCCCCAUGUUCGUGGACCGAGAGAACCUGUUCCAGAUGAGGCCAUGCCGGCAACAGGAUUGUUCAUCUUGCUCCCGGACAGACUGCGACUGGAGGGCCUGAGCAGAGUCACUGAGGGCCAGGCUCCAGAGGCCACGGGGCGGAGCUUGCACAGUGACCCUGCCCGCCCUCGAUUUCAAACCACGCCCUUGGUGGUAGCCCUCGAAGACUACAAAUCCCAGCAGAAAGCACGGAAGCGACGACCGCGCCGACCGCGCCGGCGUGGGCGGCGGGGGCGGGUCCCACGCGCCGAUUGGUCAGCAUCAAGAGCGGCUUCAGUGUUCUCGGAAAACGCGCGCUGGGGUCUGCGCCUCAAGUAUUGUUUUCUACAGUUGUUGGCUGUCGCCGAGGCGGCAUGGAUCUCACCGAGCUGGAGAGGGACAAUACGGGCCGCUGUCGCCUGAGCUCUCCCGUACCCGCCGUAUGCCUCAAGGAGCCGUGCGUCUUGGGCGUGGAUGAAGCGGGCCGGGGCCCUGUGCUUGGCCCCAUGGUCUACGCCGUCUGUUACUGCCCCCUGUCCCGCCUGGCAGACCUGGAGGCCCUGAAAGUAGCAGACUCAAAGACCUUGACGGAGAACGAGCGGGAGAGGCUCUUUGCGAAAAUGGAGGAGGACGGAGACUUUGUGGGUUGGGCUUUGGAUGUUCUGUCUCCAAACCUGAUCUCUACCAGCAUGCUUGGGCGGGUCAAGUACAACCUGAACUCCCUGUCCCACGAUACAGCUGCGGGGCUGAUACAGUAUGCACUGGAUCAGGGUGUGAAUGUCACCCAGGUAUUUGUGGACACUGUAGGAAUGCCAGAAACAUACCAGGCCCGACUACAACAGCGCUUUCCGGGGCUGGAGGUGACAGUCAAGGCGAAAGCAGACUCCCUCUUCCCUGUGGUCAGUGCUGCCAGCAUCUUUGCCAAGGUGGCUCGGGACCAGGCUGUGAAGAACUGGCAGUUUGUGGAGAGUUUACAGGAUCUGGACUCUGAUUAUGGCUCAGGCUAUCCCAAUGAUCCCAAAACGAAAGCCUGGCUGAGGAAGCACGUGGACCCUGUGUUCGGCUUUCCCCAGUUCGUCCGCUUCAGCUGGAGCACAGCCCAGGCCAUCCUGGAAAAGGAGGCGGAAGGCAUCACCUGGGAGGACUCUGCACCCGAGGAGGACCCUGAGCAACCUGGAAGGAUCACAUCCUACUUCAGCCAGGGCCCUCAGGCCUGCCGCCCUCGGGCCCCCCACAGAUACUUCCAGGAGCGAGGUCUGGAGACAGCGAGCAGCCUCUAGAAGCAGUGUGUGUACCUACCCCUCUUCACCAGGAAUUAAAGCCAUUCAAGAAGUGAA
Meriones unguiculatus (Mongolian gerbil) is the source of this 3297-nucleotide messenger RNA. It is a transcript of the gene Rnaseh2a, whose product is annotated as ribonuclease H2 subunit A. Gene Ontology annotation, cellular component: ribonuclease H2 complex. Gene Ontology annotation, molecular function: RNA binding; RNA-DNA hybrid ribonuclease activity. The coding region runs from base 2335 to 3240 and encodes 301 amino acids. The transcript is spliced from 9 exons. Lineage: Eukaryota; Metazoa; Chordata; Mammalia; Rodentia; Muridae. The record is from RefSeq and is a predicted model, not a curated record. Gene Ontology annotation, biological process: mismatch repair; DNA replication, removal of RNA primer.